Suillus bovinus is the source of this 1746-nucleotide messenger RNA. RefSeq lists its product as uncharacterized. Lineage: Eukaryota; Fungi; Basidiomycota; Agaricomycetes; Boletales; Suillaceae. The transcript is spliced from 12 exons. Bases 1 to 1746 code for a protein of 581 amino acids. The record is from RefSeq and is a predicted model, not a curated record.
AUGCACGUUGGUUAUUCAUACAUCCCACCCUCUCACGUCAAUAGACAGCCAAUCAUUUUGGACUGGUUCGCCGAUGAAGUUAUCUCACUUUUACAGCAUGUUGGUUUUGCUGCAAUCAAAGACACGCAUAUCAAAAUUGCAUAUGUGCAAGAAGGCUCCAACAUGGGGUACCUGCAUCAUUCCAUAUACUUGAAUACACAUGUGUAUCCUGGAAUAUCAGUAAGAUUUUCUGGACUUGUAGGGGUUUACCAAGAUUCACCGUGCACAUUGCAGUCGAAUCAGUUUAUUGUGCCCAACGGUUGGAGAGCGAAGGUCGUCGAUCCUAUUGCAAAUCUGGUGCACGAUUUCUUCCAUAAUCCAGAGCCUUCUCACAGGAAUAUUUUUUUGGAUUUGGUCGUCUGUCCUGCUCCUGUCCUCCCUGUUGCUGGUUAUACUGCUCUGAGUCCAGUGGGCAUGUUGUUUACCCCAGAUUCUGUAUCUCUCUACAGUAACUCGGAUAUCUUUGCAAUGAGUGAGAGUGAUUGGAUGGACCCUACUCCCAUCUUGCCUGCAGCAUGCUCCAUCCCUUUAACGCUUCCACCAUAUGACCUAUCAGCCAUAUAUGUGAAUACUUUGUUGCUCCCGCAUGGUUCUGUCAUUGGCAUUCAGAGACCAUCUGUCUUCAUAGGGUGCAAUCUGAAUGUCUUUAUAGAAGGCAUAACUUAUAUGCCAACUUACCUGAAGAGUCACUUUCCUGCUGCAUGGACAAUUAUAUCUGAUGCCAGACUCAUGGCCAGAAAUUACUUGACUAUCAACCAAGGUGGCGAGGCUGCAUUCAGGUCAUACUGUGUGCAGGCGAUCACGGAAAUGCAGACUGUUGGUAGUGCUUCUCCUCAGCCCGCAGAGUCUGGACUCCAAUGCCGUGAAACCAGCAAGACCAAACUUUUGAAGCUCAUGCAUCCAGAUGUCAUUGAACUGCUAUACUCCGAACGGUCUGCAUUUAUGAGAUCGGUGAGGACUUGCAUGCAGAGUUUCAUCGAGGAGCUGAAGAAAGCUGGUUUGGCCGGAUUUUCUUUGAAGACCAAAACACCUGCGGAGGUUAAGGCACUUAUCCAGCAUCUUACCAACAUGACAGGUUGGGAAAGUGAUGUCACAUCCAUUGCUUUUACAUUUGACAACAACAAUAACCCAUACCGCAAUAAGGCACUGUUGGUAAACCUUGCGCAUUGGAUUAUGCGACCCAUCAAUGGGCGUCCAGAGUCACUUCUUACUCUCUUUCCCAAGUCCUACAUGUCCCUUCCAAAACACCUCAUUGAUAGAAUAUGUAGUCUGACUAUCGCAUUCUUUAGGACAUAUCUUAGUGACAACAACCUCUCAUUUACCCAUGCCCUGGAUGAGGAACACUGUUGUCAGCUGCACUUUCUUACUAUGGCUCGCUCGGGCACUGAUGACCAAUCCAUGGCACUGGAACAUUGGCUUACCACAUGUAGCGGCCCUGACGGCUGGGAAACAACACUACGGCUGUUGGAAGAAUUUGCUUCCAUUAGUAAUAACCUUAUCACACUGCAUGAUGAUAGAUUGAGAUCGCAGACCACCGCCAUCUCUGCUGAAGAGAAUUUUACCGUCUAUUUCUGCCAUUCUACCACAAUAUUCAAUUUUUACAUCGCAACACUAUGGCUUGCUUUCAUCGCGCCUGUUGUGCACUUUCUUUCGGCCUUGACAAACACAUUUUCUGCUGUUGUCAUGGUAUCACUUAUCAUAUCCUAG